Messenger RNA from Fusarium verticillioides 7600, 1394 nucleotides. RefSeq lists its product as hypothetical. The record is from RefSeq and is a predicted model, not a curated record. Gene Ontology annotation, biological process: protein prenylation. Gene Ontology annotation, cellular component: cytoplasm. Gene Ontology annotation, molecular function: protein prenyltransferase activity. The transcript has a single exon. Bases 64 to 1047 code for a protein of 327 amino acids. NCBI's taxonomy places the organism in Eukaryota, Fungi, Ascomycota, Sordariomycetes, Hypocreales, Nectriaceae.
CCACGUUGGUUGUCUCAAACUUACCCUAUACUCUUCACCUACCUGCUUCCUUUGAUCCUUCCAAUGUCACGAGCACUCGACAAGAGUCUCAAGGAAUCUCUCAAACAUGGAGAUCAUCAUUCAAUAUUUCUUGAGAUCUCAAAUGUUCUUAUCGAAGCUUCAAAUGAGCUUCUGGAGAUCGAGUUAUUGGGUAAAAGCCACAUCCUGGAUGCCCAUACAUCAGUCUUACGAGACGAGAAUGCAGUGGCCAUACCAAAAUUACGCCUCGUGCAGGCUUUUAUAGUGGCGCAGAAGCUUUUUAAACAGUUCCAGGCCGAUAGCCAAUGGGUAUCGGUAGAAGAUGUCUCGAGGUCAACUGCUGUUAUUCUGUUGAUGGAUCCGGAGCAUCUGACAGCUGCCAACAUGAGAAAACGGCUUAUCAGAGACAAAUGGAGAGAAGAAGAUCUGCAAGACAAACUUUACGUCGAGAAACACCUGACUGAUAGUUUACUGACCAGUCGGCUUCAUCGACACACGAAGUCACCAACACUAUGGAACCAUCGCCGAUGGCUAAUGGAGCAAUAUCGUCGUCACAAUAUCGAGGUUACAGCCGAGGAUGGCCUCACAAGAACAAUCAUGAUAUCUGGAGAAAGACAUCCACGGAAUUACUAUGCAUGGUGUCACGCUAGAUAUCUGGUCAACACCUUUGUCCUGCCAUCAUCAAGCUCACAGGAGAAGAUAUCACGCAUGAUCAUCGCUACGCAAAAGUGGUGCUUUGCACAUCACAAUGACAUAUCUGGCUGGCAAUUUCUUCUGUUCCUGGUAGACAAGCAACCUGCCGAAACAUUGCCUGUGUUUCGCGAGACAUUGAAACUCGCAGCCUCGUUCAAGUGGCGGAAUGAAUCUGUGUGGUACUUCCUUCGGCUUGUGACUGCUCGGGGAGUCACAAACUAUGACAAGGAGGAGUUUGAAAGCCUGCGAAAGACACUCUGGGAGACCGCAACUGAGGACAGUAUUGAGAAGACGACGCUUGAAAGAGCAGAGCAGUGGCUCAUGGUUAGUCAAUGAUCGUGUUCGCAAGGAACUGGACUUGAGGGCCGGGGCUGAAACCGAAACUCACUCAUGGGUUGCCUCACGGGUGUCUUUCGGGUAUGCGACCAUGAAACAUGGGAAUAGAUGUUGGAAAUAGAAACAAUACGGUCUCAACUGGAGCACAGACGCUGAAUAACGAUUAUCUUGUCGCGAACUCACGAUCCUUAUCUAAAUGAAGAUCUGCCGUCUCCUUGACGUUGAAAUAUCAAACCCUGAGAGGCCGGCGGCUAGUGACCUAUCACAGCUGAAUAUAUGUAUGGUUAAAAGCUGCAAUAUGAAUUCAAAUUGAGGUCUACCCUGAUCGACACGAUCCGAGUAGAUAG